CGGCAACUACAACCCACUUACGUGCUAUGGCCCACUUGAUAUUUUCGGAAGUUGAAUGAGAUUUAUUGGAUGAAAGAUAAGAGCCCGGAGUUGAGUUUCUUUCCACAUUUUAUUUUGUAAUUUAAAUUAGGUGUUUGCUGGCGUUGUGUAACUUAAUUUACAAGCAACUAUACAAAAUAAGUAUUAAAUCCAUUACAGUUCGUUGAAACUUCGAGUCGGACUGUAAAUUGUCAUUUAAUUUGUUUGCUAAGACACUGAGUAAAAUGUCCCGAGGUCAGGUCAAGUGCAUGUCUAUCGACCUCAAAUUGCUAGAAAAGGCAGAAUCGGAUAAACAUAUGGACGCCACUUCCAAUGGACUUUGCAAGACCACCAAGUCUGACAAAUGGAGUUCGUCAGAUAAAGAAAAAUGGCUGAAGGAAAUUCACGAGUCCGACGCAAAUUUGCGUGAGUUGAUGUUGCGAAACUUGGAGAGAGAAGGUUCAUUUCGUUGUUCUUCUCCUACCAAUUUUUUCUUCCAAGAGAAAACCAAUGACGAUUUGGACACGUUACCAGAUCGUGUUGAAGAAAAUAAAAACGAUGAUCCGGAUUUUUAUGGUUAUCAAAAUGAUCGGCAAAAUUCUACUGAUAGCACCAGUUUGGGUUGGAAUAAUAUCGAUAAUGUACACAACGAUUUUUGGGACGAGUUAUGGAAGCAUCGAAUUAUUAUUAAGAGUCAAGAAAAUGCGAACGUCAAUCAACCCGAAGAGUCAUAUGAAGAAUUCCUUGAGAAUAUUCGUUAUACUAGAAACUGUAGCGAAGAAACCGAAGUAAUUGACCAGAGUGCUUUGGAAAACGACAAAAUGUUGGUGGAUGAAGAUGAUGAUGAUGAUGACGAAAUCAUAUGGCUGACCUGACAACGACGAUCAGACCUUUCCACCGACCAGAAUUGCGCACAAUAAAAGUUUAUUAUCUUUAGAGUUUGGUUUUAUACAAUUUGAUAAUAAUCUAGCUUUUCAGGCUACCGAUUCAUCCAUUAUAUUAUUAUUUUCUCUGUCAUUGAAUAAUAAAUGAAAUUCAAAGUCAA
This is a messenger RNA of Folsomia candida, 1063 nucleotides long. RefSeq lists its product as uncharacterized. The transcript is spliced from 3 exons. Bases 264 to 893 code for a protein of 209 amino acids. NCBI's taxonomy places the organism in Eukaryota, Metazoa, Arthropoda, Collembola, Entomobryomorpha, Isotomidae. The record is from RefSeq and is a predicted model, not a curated record.